UGCAUCGCUCGCUUUGCCAGUGCCUUGACUUGUUUUUUUUUCGGAUCGCUGUAGGGUUAAUAAAUCAUCCUUUAGUUAGCGCGCCAUCUUUCCCAGCUAGUGAGCGACACCCCGCUUCAAGUGUCACCGUCAUUGUGAAUUUCGUGCUUGCUAGCCCGAUCUUUGUCCUAGGAGUGAGCCCCGGAGACGAACAAUAUUCGAGUACGAAGACAAAGCAAGGCAAGCGUCGUCAGGAUUCACAGAUGAAAGAUGCACCUUGUACAACGCGGUAUUAUUCUUGCUAAAGGAAUUUUCCUAAUUUGGCUGUCGGGCUUGUCGCUCAGUGAAGCAGUCAGUUAUACUCCAGUGGAAAUUAUUUCACUCGUGCGCAUACGUACAGAGGGAAAUAAGUGCCAACACAGCCGCUGGUAUUUCAGUUCGACAGUGAACGUGAGGGACAGAUGUGAGCGGCUGUCAUGUUAUGCAGAAGACAACGUUGUGGUGAAGCUGAUGUGUGCCCCGCCUCCGGUAGGGUGUCAUCGGGAGUCAAAAUUUGCUCAAGCACCCUUUCCCCAUUGCUGCCGUGUCAGCUGCCCACAUAUACAUGUGUGCGUCACGGACAAUGGCACAGUGCUGACAAACGGAACGAGCUUGAACUCAGCAGACCCGUGUGUGCGAUAUCAAUGCCGGAACGGAGUCCUCACAAAAGAAGUGUGUCCACUGUACAAUGACAAUAAGUGUCCGAUUUCCCCUGGAAAGCCAGGCUCUCCUUAUCCAGCUUGUUGCGACUUGGAGAGCACUUGUGAGGAUGUAACAAGGAAAAGCGGAAUGCAGUUCAACUUGAGAGCCGAAUAUCACAAAAUCAAUAACGCUGUUUAGUAGAUCCUUUUCGAAAGACGUUAACGUGCGCCUUUCUACAUUUCUGGUUGUGGCAGUCCAUUCUCGCUGAGAAAAAAAUCUGAAGUGCGUUUUCACAAAAACAAGUUA
This is a messenger RNA of Rhipicephalus sanguineus (brown dog tick), 966 nucleotides long. RefSeq lists its product as uncharacterized. The transcript has 6 exons. Lineage: Eukaryota; Metazoa; Arthropoda; Arachnida; Ixodida; Ixodidae. Bases 250 to 858 code for a protein of 202 amino acids. The record is from RefSeq and is a predicted model, not a curated record.